ACUGUCCAACAGCAUUUUUGGAACAGAAUAGCGACCCUAUAAUUCUGAAAGGGUAUGUUGAGUAGAUCAUUUUUGUAGAAUAAACUUAUGCAUUAUACUAUAUGAAAAAAAUGUUGUAAGUUAAUGUCUGAGAGAAUUCUUAUGGUCAGAGUUGUAUUGUGGAAUUGUAUGAGGAUUAUUUUUGUGGAAGAUCUUAACCCUCUAACUGGUUUCUUUAUGGGUCAAUUUGACCAUUUUUUCGAGAAAAUCAAAAAAUAUCCUUUAAAAAAGAACAUUUAAGGAUUAAAAUAUUCUACGAAAAUGUUUGGCGGAAAAUUUCAGGAGGGGUCACCAAAGACACCAUUGUUGUAAAUAAAGCUCUUUACGAUUGAUAAAAAAAUUACACGCCAACAUAUACAAAGUAGGUGAAAACGUCGUCAAGUUCGGCCGGGCCAAACACUGAGUUCUCGCGUCUAGUCAGCUGUGACUUACAAAUCGGGUGUGAUAAAAUUAAGCAUAAUUGACUUACUAAGCAGUUCAUAUCGGGUGUGAUUUUUACUAAACUUAAUAUAAAAAAAGAACAAUUAAAGCUUAAAUAAGCAUGGCGGAUUCUGUUUGCAAAUUAAGAGAUUGGUUUUGUUUUAUUUGUGGACAUUUUACGCACCUUCAAAGCAGAAGAAAGAUAUUCCCUACAAUUGAAGAACCAUAUUUUCUUUUCUUUGGAAUACGAUUUUUAUGUGAAGCUUGGAUACCAAAAACUGUAUGUACUACUUGCGAAAGUGGUCUUUUGACCUGGUACAAAGGCGGUACUAAGGCGCUGCCAUUUUCUGCGCCUAUUACAUGGAUUGAACCUGAAAAUCACAAAUCAGAUACAUGCUAUUUCUGCGUAAAUUACAAAUUUGGUAGAAGCCAAAGGCACUACGCGAUAAUGACAUACGAAGCAACAAAUAAUGUCAUUUUACCAGAAGUGCGCUGUGAAGGUGUUCCGGUGCCUCAACCGCCUACACAUACAUUUUCGGCCAAUAUGACAUACGCCAAUACAGAAGUAACAGCGGCGGUUGAAAACAUAUCAGAUAUAAGUUACUUGCCUCCUGGUGGUUUAAACAUAUGUCCUAAUUUGAUAGACCAAACUUAUUUUGAAGAUCUUGUAAGAGAUUUAGGACUAACAAAAGAGAAAGCUGAAAUAUUAUGUUCCAGAUUGAAAAACAGGAAUUUGAUAAAAGCCGAUGUAAAAGUUACAUCGCCAAGAAAAAGACACGCCGAUUUGGAAAGUUAUUUUAAAAAAUCAGAAGAACUUGUAUACUUUUGCAGUAUUGAAGAGGUUCUAAAAUAUCUAAAGCUUCCACUGGACUCUUCCGCUUGGCGACUAUUUAUAGAUAGUUCAAAACACAGCUUCAAAGCAGUUUUACUGCACAAUGGAAAUCAGCAUCCAUCAAUACCGGUUGCGUAUUCCACAAAAAAGGAGGAAACAUACGCAAAUAUUUCAAAUCUCUUAAAUAAAAUUGAAUACUAUAAAUAUAAAUGGGAAGUAUGCGCAGACUUCAAAAUGAUUGCAAUAUUGACUGGAAUGCAAACAGGAUACACAAAAUAUAUGUGAUUUUCUCGAAAAAAGGGUCAAAUUGACCCAUAAAGAAACCAGUUAGAGGGUUAAGAUCUUCCACAAAAAUAAUCCUCAUACAAUUCCACAAUACAACUCUGACUAUAAGAAUUCUCUCAGACAUUAACUUACAACAUUUUUUUCAUAUAGUAUAAUGCUCCCUUCGACCAAAAAAUGAAAAUUUUGACCCACUGUAAAAAAAAACUCAGACGUGCUGGACCAUAAGUUUAUUCUACAAAAAUGAUCUACUCAACAUACCCUUUCAGAAUUAUAGGGUCGCAAUUCUGUUCCAUUCAAAAAGUCUUCAUUUGUUGGACAGUG
This is a messenger RNA of Bactrocera dorsalis (oriental fruit fly), 1897 nucleotides long. RefSeq lists its product as uncharacterized. NCBI's taxonomy places the organism in Eukaryota, Metazoa, Arthropoda, Insecta, Diptera, Tephritidae. Bases 581 to 1576 code for a protein of 331 amino acids. The record is from RefSeq and is a predicted model, not a curated record. The transcript has 2 exons.